CAUAUGACCUUAUUGUUGCGUUUUGGUUUUUGCAGGUCGUUGAUUGACCUUUUGAAGGAUCGGUAGAUGGUUACUUUCUAGUUCUGUUCCCCGUGCAGAGGAGGAUUCGGAAAUGAGUUUGAUUUCACGACUGCGGCAUCAUUUGCCUGGUGUACUCUUGAGACAAUCUGUUCAAUCCAAUGUGGCUGCCUCCCAUUUUGUUACCUCAACUGUGUUUACUCGACACUUUGGUCAGCCUGCUAGGAAAGAAGAAGAAGAGGAGGAAGAAGUAGAUAUUGACCAGAGAAAGCUUCCAGCUGAUUAUGAUCCUGCAACUUUUGAUCCUACUGAGCAUCGGAGUCCUCCAUCGGAUAGGGUAUGGAGUCUUGUCGACGAAGUUUCGGGACUUACCUUGGUUGAAGUUGCAGAACUAUCCUCCAUUAUUAUGAAGAAGUUGGGUAUGAAAGAGCAACCAACGGUUGGCGUUAUGAAGGCAGGGGCUGCUGGAUUGGCAGCGGCAGCUAUGAAGGGAACAGAAGCAGCUAAGGAGGAAAAGAAACCGGAGAAAACUGUUUUUGAACUUAAAUUGGAGUCAUACGAGUCAACUCAAAAGAUAAAGAUAAUCAAAGAAGUCCGAAGUUUUACUGAUUUGGGACUCAAGGAAGCAAAGGAGUUAGUCGAGAAGACUCCUGCUGUUUUCAAGAAGGGAGUGUCAAAGGAAGAAGGUGAACAAAUAAUUGAGAAAAUGAAAGCUCUUGGAGCAAAAGUUGUUAUGGAAUGAUAAUGAACAAAGUAUUAGGUUUGAUAUCGGGUUCAUCCAAAAGUAUUUUGAAACUAGAUUAUGCUUCUUUCGGCUAUGCAGUUUUGUAGUCUACUUUUCAUUCCUUUUUCCAGAACCAGAACCCCUCGGUGUGGCUCACAAAUAAUUUUGUCCAUCGUGUUUGUUUGACAUGCUUGGCAGAAGAUGAACGUGACUUAGUUGUAGUCUGCUCUUCUUUGACUCUUCUGCGGGAUGAAUGAUUCUUUUCUUAUGGGU
Lycium ferocissimum is the source of this 1015-nucleotide messenger RNA. RefSeq lists its product as uncharacterized. The record is from RefSeq and is a predicted model, not a curated record. Lineage: Eukaryota; Viridiplantae; Streptophyta; Magnoliopsida; Solanales; Solanaceae. The coding region runs from base 113 to 760 and encodes 215 amino acids. The transcript has a single exon. Gene Ontology annotation, molecular function: structural constituent of ribosome. Gene Ontology annotation, cellular component: ribosome. Gene Ontology annotation, biological process: translation.